This is a messenger RNA of Misgurnus anguillicaudatus (oriental weatherfish), 2180 nucleotides long. The record is from RefSeq and is a predicted model, not a curated record. NCBI's taxonomy places the organism in Eukaryota, Metazoa, Chordata, Actinopteri, Cypriniformes, Cobitidae.
CUAAUGUUGCACCGAGACGGACAAUUAAAGAGCAUCACAGACAGUUCUGUCCAAAACACAGUCUGUUUAUUUACACAAAUAAAGAGACGCAAUGGGGAAGAAACACAAGAAACACAGACCUGAAUGGAGAACAGUGGAGGGAGACUAUGAGGACAAACCUUUAGAUAAGCCACUGAAGCUGGUGCUUAAGGUGGGUGGCAGUGAAGUGACCGAGCUCUCCGGAUCGGGACAUGACUCCAGUUACUAUGACGACCGCUCCGACCAUGAGUGGGAACGCCACAAAGAGAAGAAGAAGAAGAAGAAAAAGAAAGCAGAGAAAGAAAAACAUUUAGAUGAUGAAGAGAGGAGACGGAGAAAGGAAGAGAAAAAGAAGAAACGUGAGCGAGAACAGUCAGAAAACGCUGCCAAUGUACCAGUUGAACCUUUCACUCUGCCCAAACCUGUAGAGGUGGUCGUAGAGGAGAAGAAACGGAAGCGAGAGAAGAUCGAGUCAGAAUCAGAGGUAGAUGAGUUUCUUCCUCCGGUGAAAGUCGAGGUGGAGCAACAGGCGGAUCGACCCGUACGAGCCUGCAGAACUCAACAAGAAAAUGAAUGCACUCCUCGGCAGCAGCUUCUCGAGCAUUUCCUGCGUCUGCUUCAGAGGAAAGAUCAACAUGGAUUCUUCGCCUUCCCCGUAACAGACGCCAUUGCACCGGGAUACUCCAUGAUUAUUAAACAUCCUAUGGACUUCAGUACAAUGAAGGAGAAAAUAGCAGCGAACGAAUACAAAACAAUCACAGAAUUCAAGGCCGACUUCAAGCUGAUGUGUGACAACGCCAUGGUUUAUAACCGGCCGGAGACGGUCUACUACAAGGCGGCGAAGAAACUCCUUCAUACAGGCUUCAAAAUGAUGAGCAAAGAGCGGCUGUUAGCUUUGAAGCGCAGCAUGUCUUUCAUGCAGGACAUGGAUUUUUCUCAGCAGGCUGCCAUUUUGGGUGACGACGACAUCGCCCCUGAGGAACCUGUGCCGGAGAUUGUGCCGGUCCACACCGAAUAUCCCAAAAAAUCUAAAAAGCAACCCGUGAAAGAGCCCAUCAUCAGUGAUCUCUAUGAGCCGGAGGGCAACGCUUGCAGUUUGACGGACAGCACAGCAGAGGAACACGUGCUGGCACUGGUGGAGCAUGCGGCAGAUGAAGCCCGGGAUCGAAUCAACCGUUUCAUGCCAAACUCUAAGAUUGGAUAUCUUAAGAAGAGCGCAGAUGGUUCACUCUUUUACACUGUUGUGAAUCAGGAUCCUGAAGCAGAAGAGGAAGAGACUCAAGCUGUAGAUUUGAGCUCUUUGGCCAGUAAAAUCAUUCCUGGACUUACAUCACUGGGCUUUAAAGAUGACCGGAGACACAAAGUGACGUUUUUGAGCAGCGCUUACAACACUCAGACCCUUCAGAACAACUCUAUUUAUCCUGACCUGCUCCCAGAUGAGAUGGACACGCUGUACUCGGCUUACGGAGAUGAGGCGGGUGUACAGUGUGCGCUCAGCCUGCAGGAGUUUGUUAAGGGUUGUGGGAGUUUUACGAAGAGACUCGUGGAUGAUUUGCUGGAUAAAAUGACAGCAGGUGAUCACUCAAAGGCCACCGUCCAAAUCCGACAGAAAAGGAACAUGCCCAUUGAUGCCAAGUCUAGUUUAUAUGACCUACAGGGAACAGUUGGUGGUGGUAUAGACAGUGGCUCCGUUCUGGAUUUCAUGUCCAUGAAGAGCUAUCCAGAUAUGUCUCUAGACAUGCUCAACACGUUAGGUAAAUGUGUAAAAAAGGAGCCAGAACAUGAGGACGGUCAUCCACAUUUUGACGAAACAGCCAAACUCCUGCAGGAGUUCCAGGAUGCAGCGGUGGACAGGGUUGGGUCCAGACCGUCCUCCAAUCUCUCCUCUCUGUCAAACGCCUCUGAACGCGACCAACACCAUUUAGGAAGCUCACCUCAUCUUGGUGUUGGAGAUGGUCCAGCAGAGAUGGUUCAGGACCCUUAUGAGUUCCUACAGUCUCCAGAAACCGGAUCUACAGCUAACAGCUGACGGGCGACACACAACUCUGCUGAUGUUGCUCUGCUAUUAUGUAUUGUGUGGACUGUAAGUUUUUGUACAGAUUAAUUGCGUCAUGUGUUGUUGUUGUUUUUUAAAUAAAAGCUCAUUGGCUGGUUUUAUGUAA